UUUCAGAAAAUCGUAUAAAUUGGUGUAAUUGCAUUCCGGCAUAACCAUUUUACGCCCACGACAUAAAGUUUUUCCGAAUUAAAAUUCUGGAUAUUGAAUAGAAAAAGGAUAGUAAUGUCGCUGGAUGAUUGUAACAGUGAUCAAACUUGAUCAUGAAUUGUAUGUUCUGUAGAGAGUUUGCAUAGCAAAGCGAUCUUAUCAUGCAGCGUACGUUAUGAUUUUCGCAAUAAUUUCACUGCUUAGUUUAAUUAUUACAUGUAAAGGUGAAUACUGCGGAGAGAAUAAGAUACCAUUUGGGAUCGAAAUUUAUCCAAAUGCUCAACCACUUUUGCAUUGUUCCCGUCCAUCAUGCUUUGAACGUCGAUAUGCGGAUUGUGAUGAUCGUGCACGGCGUAAAUCAUGUGAGUCAAAUGAUAGUUGGGUUGGAGGCUUUGAAAAGGCUUACGGGAAUCAUCAACCAUUGUAUGUGCAAUGUUGUUCGUUUGAAGGCUUAGCCGAUUAUUCCAGUCCACUUUAUCAUACAAUCAUUAAGCCGGGACAGUAUUUUGAAGGUGAGGAGCAAGUUGAGGAAGAAACUGAUACGGUUAUCUCAUUCGAUGUUAUCACAGAUUUCAAGAUGAUUCGCCCUCCUAAUUUAUCGUUAGUCAAUUUAUAGAUCAGAUUAUCAUGAUCUAGAGUUUAUAUAUCCGACCAGAAGUAAAUUGUGUCAGAACAUUGGAAAAUUGAUAUAUUUAUAUUACAGUUUGUUGGACGGAGAUGCUAAUAUUGCAGGAUUUUUUAUGAAAUUACGGUACGACGCUUGCGAUGUUAUGAGCUACCCCCCGUAGACAAGAUUAAACGUACAAGACGUUGGCCGUAAUAUCUUAACUGGAUACUAAUUUAAUACAUUUUAUGCUUCUAACUGCCAGCAGCAAAUAAUGAAAUAUCUCUUGCAUCCCA
This is a messenger RNA of Loa loa (African eye worm), 939 nucleotides long. RefSeq lists its product as hypothetical. NCBI's taxonomy places the organism in Eukaryota, Metazoa, Nematoda, Chromadorea, Rhabditida, Onchocercidae. The record is from RefSeq and is a predicted model, not a curated record. The coding region runs from base 215 to 655 and encodes 146 amino acids. The transcript is spliced from 4 exons.